CAUACCGCCUUUAAUAUCAAUCAUCACAUGAAUCAAUAAUUCCAAAAGUUGAGGAAGAACUCAUCAUUCUUUGCUAAACUACUACUUUGUAUAUAUAUAUAUAUAUAUUCACAAAACUUUGUUGAGAAAAUAGACACAUCUAUGGAGAAAAAUAACAAAGAAAGUGUGGAAAUCAAUGAAGCUCCAAAACUUAACUACAGAGGAUGGAAGGUCAUGCCAUACAUAAUUGGAAAUGAAACAUUUGAGAAGCUAGGAGCAGUUGGUACCUUAUCAAAUCUGUUAGUUUAUCUUACAACAGUUUUCAACCUUAGCAGUAUUACAGCCACAAAUAUUGUCAAUAUCUUCAAUGGAAGUGCCAGUUUAGCUACUUUGUUAGGAGCUUUUCUUUGUGACACUUAUUUUGGUCGCUACAAAACACUUGGAUUCUGCACAUUUGCCUCCUUUCUGGGUUUACUUGUUAUUCACCUAACAGCAUGGAUCAAAAGCAUGCAUCCACCUUCAUGUGGAAAUGAGAGAACCACAUGCAUAGAUCCAACCACAGGACAAAUGUCAUUCCUACUACUUGGAUUUGGAUUUCUUAUAGUAGGAGCUGCAGGGAUUAGACCUUGUAACUUAGCAUUUGGAGCAGAUCAAUUCAACCCAAAUACUGAAUCAGGAAAGAAAGGAAUCAAUAGUUUCUUCAAUUGGUAUUUUUUUACCUACACUUUUGCUCAAAUGGUUUCUUUGUCAUUGAUUGUUUAUAUACAAUCAAAUGUGAGUUGGGCACUUGGUCUUGGAAUUCCUGCUGCUUUGAUGUUGUUUUCAUGUGUUGUUUAUUUCAUGGGAAGUAAAUAUUAUGUUAAAGUUCAAGCAUCUGGUAGUCCUGUAACAAAUAUUGUUCAAGUUAUAAAUGUGGCUAUAAAGAAAAGGAAACUUAAUCUACAAGAGGAUGAAGAUUCAUUGGUUACACUUUUUAGCUAUAUAUCUCCUCACUCUAUCAACUCGAAUCUUCGACGUACACCUCAGUUCAGGUUCCUUGACAAAGCUGCUAUUAUAACCCCACAAGACAGUAUAAACCCUGAUGGUUCUGCAUCUGAUCCAUGGAAUCUAUGCAGUAUACAACAAGUAGAAGAAGUAAAAUGCUUACUAAGAGUGCUACCAAUUUGGCUUUCAGGCAUACUUUACUAUGUUGCAUUAGUCCAACAGAACACAAUGUUAGUCUUCCAAGCACUUCAAUCCGAUCGAAGAGUUUUCAACACCAAUUUCAAAAUCCCCGCAGCUUCUUACACGAUAUUCACAAUGUUAAGCCUAACAAUAUGGUUACCAAUCUACGACCGAAUAGUUGUGCCAACAAUUCGAAAAUUCACUGGAAAAGAAGGCGGAAUCACACUUCUACAAAGAAUGGGAAUUGGAAUGUUUAUUUCUAUACUAUGCAUGUUAGUAUCCGGCAUAGUAGAAGCGCGAAGAAGGACUAUGGCUAUUAAUAAUCCUAUUGGAUUUGAACCGAGAAAAGGCGCGAUUUCUUCUAUGUCGGCUAUGUGGUUGAUUCCUCAGUUAUUACUAGCAGGAUUCUCUGAUGCAUUUUGUUUGGUUGGACAAGUUGAAUUUUACUAUAAACAGUUUCCUGAGAACAUGAGAAGUCUCGCGGGAUCGCUGUUUUUUUGCGGCUUGGCGCUAUCGAGUUAUUUUAGUAGUAUGUUGAUUUCGAUUAUUCAUCACACAACGGCUAAAUCUGCAGAUGGAAAUUGGUUACCACAAGAUUUGAACAAAGGGAGAUUGGAUUACUUUUAUUAUGUGAUUACUGCUUUGGAAGUGAUUAAUUUGGGUUACUUUAUGUGGUGUUCAAGGUGGUAUAGGUACAAAGGGGAAGAUGAUAAUGGUGUUGAACUUGAUCAAGUGUUGAAACAAUCUGAAACAAAGAUUAAUGGUGUUUAGUGAUUAAUUAAGUUCUUAGUUGAUGGUACAGAACUUCGAAAUAUUGGCUAUAGUUUACCAUUGUAUUUUUAUUUAUUUUUUGUCAAGUAUUCUAGUGACUAAAAAAUCCACUUUAAAGAUGAAUAAGUGGAGCGUCUCGGGUUCGAACCCGGACACCUGCACAUAUAGUGCAAUGUCCCUACCAACUGAGUUAAGCUCGCGGGGACGGUUUACCAUUGUAUUUUUAUUUGAAAAAAAAAUAAGGUGUUUGAAUUUUGGUCAUUUUAUAAUUGUAUAUAGAAAUAAUUUUAGGAUAAA
Trifolium pratense (red clover) is the source of this 2211-nucleotide messenger RNA. Its product is annotated as protein NRT1/ PTR FAMILY 2.11-like. Gene Ontology annotation, cellular component: plasma membrane. The transcript is spliced from 4 exons. Lineage: Eukaryota; Viridiplantae; Streptophyta; Magnoliopsida; Fabales; Fabaceae. Gene Ontology annotation, molecular function: transmembrane transporter activity. Gene Ontology annotation, biological process: transmembrane transport. The record is from RefSeq and is a predicted model, not a curated record. The coding region runs from base 142 to 1914 and encodes 590 amino acids.